Messenger RNA from Aureobasidium melanogenum CBS 110374, 846 nucleotides. Its product is annotated as aldo-keto reductase. The coding region runs from base 1 to 846 and encodes 281 amino acids. The record is from RefSeq and is a predicted model, not a curated record. The transcript has 3 exons. Gene Ontology annotation, molecular function: oxidoreductase activity. Lineage: Eukaryota; Fungi; Ascomycota; Dothideomycetes; Dothideales; Saccotheciaceae.
AUGUCUUCCCAAUUCACUCUCCAGACUACCUUGCCUUUGCCAAACUCGUCAGUCAAGAUCCCCGCCCUCGGUUUCGGUGUCUACCAGUCGCAUGGCCCUACUUGCAAGAAGUCGUGUUUGACUGCUCUCGAGGCUGGCUACCGUCACAUUGACAGUGCGCAAUACUACGCCAACGAGCAGUUGGUCGGUGAUGCUGUCAAGGAGUCCAACGUUGACCGCAAGGACGUCUUCAUCACCACCAAGAUCCUGUCUCCAGGAAAGGAUGAGGAGGAGACAUACCAAUCGCUCGUCGAGAGUGUGAACAAGAUCGACCAAGGCGGCUACGUCGACUUGUUCUUGAUCCACAGCCCUAGCUCUGGUCCCGAGGGCAGAAAGACCUUGUGGACUGCUCUUGAGAGACUGUACAAGGAGGGCAAGACCAAGGCUAUUGGUGUUAGCAACUUUGGCAAGGGUCAGAUUGAAGAGCUGAAGUCGUUUGCCAAGGUCUGGCCGCCACAUGUCAACCAGAUUGAGCUGCACCCCUGGAACCAGCAACGUGUAGCUGUCGAGUACUGUCAAGCCAACAACAUUGUCGUUGAGGCUUACUGCCCCCUUGUCCGCAACCAGAAGGCCGACGACCCCACGCUGAACUCGCUGGCUGAGAAGUACAAGAAGUCGACUGGUCAGGUCUUGAUCCGUUACUGCUUGCAAAAGGGAUGGGUCCCUCUUCCCAAGAGCGACACCCCCAGCAGAAUCAAGGACAACGCCGACAUCUACGACUUUGAGAUUAGCAAGGAGGACAUGAGCAAGCUUGACGAUCUAGACCAGGGCGCUGCAGGCGCCAUCGUUCAAGCCGUAGACAACUAA